Humulus lupulus (European hop) is the source of this 2462-nucleotide messenger RNA. Its product is annotated as polyadenylate-binding protein-interacting protein 3-like. Gene Ontology annotation, cellular component: cytoplasmic stress granule. NCBI's taxonomy places the organism in Eukaryota, Viridiplantae, Streptophyta, Magnoliopsida, Rosales, Cannabaceae. Gene Ontology annotation, molecular function: protein binding; RNA binding. The transcript is spliced from 15 exons. The record is from RefSeq and is a predicted model, not a curated record. Bases 21 to 2363 code for a protein of 780 amino acids. Gene Ontology annotation, biological process: cytoplasmic stress granule assembly.
GUUAAAGGGUUCUGUGAAGGAUGAAUAUGCAACCGGCUGUCCAUUCCAAAUCAUCUGCCAAUGGAUUUGGCCGUCGCAGAGGCGAAAGCGAUGUGGGGACCAGGCUGGAGAACAGGUCACAGAGUGGGAAGUCAAAUUCCAAUAACAGAUUAACAUCUACUGGGAGCAAAACUGGUGGCCAUGGGAGUCCUUCGCAUGAUCGCUUAGUAUAUAUAACUACUUGUUUCGUUGGUCAGCAUGUGGAUGUCCAUGUGCAAAAUGGAUCCAUAUAUUCUAGAAUAUUUCAUGCAGCAAACGAAAAAGAUUUUGGAAUUAUAUUGAAGAUGGCUCGCUUGACAAAAGAUGGUAGCUCUCGAGGACAAAAGUCUCCCGCGGAGUCAGUUAGCAAGCCUCCCGCAAAGACAUUGAUUAUACCUUCUAAAAAACUUGUGCAAGUUAUAGCAAAGGAUGUUUCUGUUACAAGUGAGGGGUUUUUAGAUGAGGCUCAAUGUGAAAAACAGCAAGAACUUAUGAUAGAUUCUGUCAUAUCGCAAUCUCGCCAUGUUGAGUUGGAGAGAGAACUUGAGCCAUGGGUCCCUGACGAAGAUGAUCCGCAAUGCCCUGAAUUAGAGAAUAUUUUUGAUGGCCAUUGGAAUAGGGGAUGGGACCAGUUUACAGUAAAUGAAGCAUUGUUUGGAGUUAAAAGCACAUUUGAUGAGGAACCUUACACCACAAAGCUUGAGAGAGGUCCUAAGACUCGAGAGUUGGAAAAGGAAGCUCAAAGAAUUGCAAGAGAAAUUGAGGGUGAGGACACUCGUGAUCUUCAUUUAGCAGAGGAAAGAGGCUUUCAACUCAGUGGCAAUUUAGAUAUUGAUGAGGAGACAAGAUUCUCUUCUGUCUAUCAUGGUAAGAUAGCUGAUGACAGUGGUUAUGAUGAGGACGUAUUGGUGGAUUCACAUAAUAAUGAUACCUUUGGAGAUUCCUCUACCUCUGGAAUUUAUAGUUCAGCUGACUGGAACAAAGGAAAAAGUAAUGAUGUGGCUCGAGCUUCAUCAAGUUCUUGUGCUAUGGAUCAAGCACAGUCUUUGCAUUCAAGUGUUGGUGUGGAUUUAAGCAGGUCUGGUUCCUAUGAUCAUGCUGGGCAGCUGGCAUCAGAACCACCUUUUAAAAGCUCUUCCGCUACAACCAGUGAAAGCAGGAUCUUGGAUAAUCAACUUUGCGAACAUGGAGGGAGUGUGAAAGAGUAUUCAGAAAAACAGGCUACUUUUGCUCUAGAUGGUGAAACUGAUCUAAAGACCAGGUUUAUUCCCUCAGCUUGCAUGGGGAUUGAUCUAGAAGUCUUGCACAAAAUCAAGGGUGUGAUUGAGUGCCCUGUUCCUGACAAGGACAUUAGAAGAUUUGAUGCAAAUUUACGGUUGUUUCCUCCUUUUAUUGAUAACGAUCUGUGCCCAUUAACCAUUAAAAACACAAUUCUUCAGUCAUGUUACUUGCGGAAUACCGAAUGGGCAUGUGGAGUAGCUGUUUAUACAGGCAAUGAAACCAAGUUGGGUAUGAGUAGGGGCAUACCUGAACCAAAGCUUACAGCUAUGGAUGCUAUGAUUGACAAGUUGACUGGAGCUAUAUUUGUUUUUCAAAUUUUCGUUGUUAUGGUUCAUUUAAUCUCUUCCUUGAUGCAACAUCUGAUUGUUGGAAGCUGUUUUGUGAAAUUUGCAACAACUAUUGAAGCCGACAAGGCCAUCGCAGCUCUAAACAAUCAACAUUUUUUUCCUAGGGAACAAAUGCCUAUUACGGUUAAGUAUGCAGGCAAGCCAGACAGAGAAAGAGAACGUCAUGGUAUAUUUCUGAUCUUCGAGGCAGUGCCUUUUGAACUCCCUCUUGUAGUUGCAUCUAGUCAAUUUCUAGGCAUCAGAUGUCACGUUGGCAACAACUUUUGUCUAGCUCAUAACUUUAUCUAUGUUAUCUUAAUGAAAUGUUUAAUGCAGCCUCUACCAACUGGAAGCAGUUCUCGGGAAGUUGCUUACAAUAUUCCCAGAGCUGCAGUGCCUGCAAAUCCUCAGAUGCCUGAACUUCCAGAAUGUGAUUGGAGUGAGCAUACCUGCCCUGAUGGGCAUAAGUAUUAUUAUAAUUGUGUCACUCGUGAAAGGUUGUGGGACAAGCCCAAGGAAUAUGGUUUGUUUGAGGAACAGUUAAAGAAUGAGAGACAGCAGCAAACUAUUGCCCACAAGCUUCAGUCUUCUUCCUUGGUUCUCUCUAAACAGCAACCUGCUCAAACACAAGAAAUUCAUUGCCAAACUCAUGUUGACCAUCAAAAUCUCCAACUAGAAAAACCUGCUCUAUCUGCGCCGGUGCAUAUUACUGUUUUCUUUAUCUUCCAUUUUCAGUAACUUUUCUGUUGAUUUAUGAAUGCGACUUUGGUGCCAUGAAAAGACUUCUGUUAAAUAAUAUUUUUUCCCAUCUCAUAUGCAUAGCAAUGACAAUGUGAC